This is a messenger RNA of Purpureocillium takamizusanense, 494 nucleotides long. RefSeq lists its product as uncharacterized. The record is from RefSeq and is a predicted model, not a curated record. Bases 105 to 419 code for a protein of 104 amino acids. Lineage: Eukaryota; Fungi; Ascomycota; Sordariomycetes; Hypocreales; Ophiocordycipitaceae. The transcript has 3 exons.
UAUAAACCCCGCGGCGAAUCCCCUAUUCACUAGACCUUGCCAUUUGAUCUUUUGGGAGCAUUGAAUGAACAAAAAUACCAAGCACACCUACGGAAUCCGCGACCAUGGCAGCGUCAAACUACACGGGUCCCAUCUUCUGGAGCCAGGAGGAGGCAGACGCCUAUGUGAAUGAGCUGAACGAAGAGUACGAGCGGUCGGGAUCUUGCGAACAUGACAGCCAGAUCUGUAACUUCAAGUAUGCAUCUGUGGUCGGAUGGAGGAACAGGGCGAACGUCGCCUAUAAAUGGACGUUGAGAGCGGAUGGUUGGUUCAAGGCCAAAUGCCAGUCACACUGCCCCAAGGGCGAACUCGGCCUGGGCUCGUGCUGCGUCACCUUCUCGCCAGUACUCCACGAGUAUCAGGCGGAGUGUGGGCCUUGACAGAGAUGUCAGUGCUGGCCGAGGAGUUCAAGGGGUUUCUCUUAUUUCUUUUGUUCGGUUUUUUUUUGGGGGGGG